Molecule: messenger RNA, 3282 nt
Organism: Hirundo rustica (Barn swallow)
Lineage: Eukaryota; Metazoa; Chordata; Aves; Passeriformes; Hirundinidae
Gene: GLRA2
Product: glycine receptor alpha 2
Exons: 9
Coding region: 665-2023 (452 amino acids)
Biological process (GO): regulation of membrane potential; chemical synaptic transmission; nervous system process
Cellular component (GO): synapse; plasma membrane; postsynaptic membrane
Molecular function (GO): glycine binding; transmitter-gated monoatomic ion channel activity; transmembrane signaling receptor activity
Source: RefSeq, a predicted model, not a curated record
GAGUGCUGAAUCCGUGCGCUCCCGCCCGCCCCAUUCCAGCACAGCGCUGGGGUUCCCCGCGGCCCCGCUCCCUCCGACCCUACAGCCCCCCCUCCCUCACACCCUCCGCGGCAACGCCGACGCUUCCCCACCCAAAGAGGGGAAAAGCAGAGCCACCCGGUAGCCCCACCACCGUUCAUAAAUACUAAUUUUCAGCGAAAGAGGAAUAAAACAUAUCGACAACAGAACUGCUCUCAGCGCUGUUCCCUUUUGCCUGAUGCUCCUCGCGUAGUUGGGUUUUCUCCUCUUUUCUUUCCCUUUUCCCCCCCUUUCUUUCUAGUUUUUUUUUUUUUCUUUUUUCUUUUUUCUUUUUUUCUUUUUUUUUCUUUUUUUUUCUUUUUCCCCUCCAUCACCAAAAGCAAGUCGGGGGAACAACUGUGUCUGAUGCCUUACCUCUUUCGUGCUGACUGCUGGAGAUGAGCCUAGGCUUGACCUGACCAUGAUUCCAAGGACUGGCACUUCUCUUUUACCCCCACUUUGUAGAGAUCCAGGCCUCUUCCUGAUUGUGAAGAAAAAUAAAUUAUUGCUGAAUUUGGAAAUCUAGGCAGCAGCAGCUUACUUUUUCUGUGCAUCUCUCUGGAAUAAUUUCUGGGAUAUUUCCAAAUCAUCACAGAAAGCAGGAGGAAUGAACCGGCAGCUAGUGAAAAUAUUGACAACCUUGUUUGCAUUUUUCUUAGAGACAAACCACUUCAGGACGACUUUCUGUAAAGAACAUGAUUCAAGAUCUGGAAAAUCCCCCUCACAGACCCUGUCUCCUUCAGAUUUUUUGGACAAAUUGAUGGGAAGGACAUCGGGAUAUGAUGCUAGAAUCAGACCAAAUUUUAAAGGUCCUCCAGUAAACGUUACUUGCAAUAUUUUUAUCAACAGUUUUGGAUCAGUCACAGAAACCACAAUGGACUACAGAGUGAACAUUUUUUUGAGACAGCAGUGGAAUGACUCACGUCUGGCUUACAGCGAAUAUCCUGAUGAUUCCCUGGAUUUGGAUCCCUCUAUGUUGGAUUCUAUUUGGAAGCCAGAUUUAUUCUUUGCCAAUGAGAAGGGAGCAAAUUUCCAUGAUGUCACAACAGACAACAAGUUGCUGAGGAUUUCUAAAACUGGAAAGGUGUUGUACAGUAUCAGGCUUACUUUAACCUUGUCCUGUCCCAUGGACUUGAAGAAUUUUCCAAUGGAUGUACAGACAUGUACAAUGCAGCUAGAGAGCUUUGGCUACACCAUGAAUGAUCUGAUAUUUGAGUGGCUAAGUGAUGGACCCGUACAAGUCGCAGAGGGUUUAACCUUGCCACAGUUUAUUUUGAAAGAAGAUAAAGAACUUGGUUAUUGCACAAAACAUUACAACACUGGAAAGUUUACAUGCAUUGAAGUCAAGUUUCAUUUGGAGCGUCAGAUGGGAUACUAUUUAAUCCAGAUGUACAUUCCUAGCCUGCUGAUUGUCAUUUUAUCCUGGGUUUCUUUCUGGAUCAACAUGGAUGCUGCUCCAGCCAGAGUUGCACUGGGUAUCACUACAGUUUUGACAAUGACCACGCAAAGCUCAGGAUCGAGAGCUUCCCUCCCAAAAGUCUCCUAUGUAAAAGCUAUUGACAUUUGGAUGGCCGUGUGUCUUCUCUUUGUCUUUGCUGCUUUGUUGGAAUAUGCAGCAGUCAACUUUGUGUCACGGCAGCACAAAGAGUUUCUGAGGCUUCGAAGAAGGCAAAGAAGACAAAACAAGGAAGAUGAAGUUGCUCGUGACAGCCGAUUCAAUUUCAGCGGCUAUGGCAUGGGCCACUGCCUCCAAGUCAAAGAUGGCACAGCAGUCAAGGCUACGCCACCCAACCCACCUCCAGCACCACCAAAGGACUCAGAGUCCAUCAAAAAGAAGUUUGUUGACCGUGCAAAAAGGAUUGAUACAAUAUCCCGUGCUGCGUUCCCACUCGCCUUCCUCAUUUUCAACAUAUUUUACUGGAUUACGUACAAAAUUAUACGGCAUGAGGACAUUCACAAGAAAUAGGCAACUCUGGUUCGCCAGGACUUCUUAGCCAAAGUGAUCCACAUGUAAAUAAACAGUGAAAUGUCUUUCUGUCAUAUAGACUAAGGAUUUCUUCCCCACUCCCCCGGAACACUGGAGAAAAAAUUAGCAGAGGAAAAGAAGUGUAGAAGGAAAAGCGAUUCCAUGAAAAAAUAUACCGUGAGACCAGUCAAGAGGCUCCACUAUACGCUCCCAGUGUGCUCUUCCAGAUUCAGCAUUGAGCAGACAUCUGUAAUUGGGGCCAAAUUUUACCUAGCUUAUCACCAAGAUGUUACCUUUCAGAACAAAAGAGAUUUAGAGAACAAACAAUUCUUCUAAAACAUCUAUCAAGAGACUGUGGUGGCUACAGUACAGUGAGUUAUAAGAGGACCAAAAAUUUUCAGGAUAAUGUUGCCUUUCUAUUUGAGAUAAGUCUACUGAGCUACAUUCCAUGACCAAGUCUGUAGGUAGUGGUUUCACCAAGGAGUCCUUUUGUGGGUUGUAAAUUAUUUCUACUGAUAGAGGAGAGGAAAAAAAAAAAAAAAAAGAAAAAAAUUUAUACUUUACUAUCCUUGUGGGUGUGCAUUUUAAUAUUAUCUUGCUUUACUAGAAUUGUAAUUUUAAGGUUGAACUUGUGUGUCAUGUGAUUUAUUUGAUAGUUGACACUCCAAAACCAGUGAAGCUGCCUGGUUUAUUUCUGUUGGGAGACAGUGCACUUACUUAAUUUUAUUUCUGCUGGUUUUACAUGCAACUUGAGGUGCCAAACUGUAUUUUACCUAUUGUGCUACCUUGUACCACACUACUUAGUAAGAACUUGUUUCCUCAAAGGUGUAGCUCAGUUUAGCAUUGAGUUUCUAUUAUCGCUCUCAUUGUAGCUGCAGUCAAUAGCUCUGUAGGUAAACACAACUUGUUUACAGACCUCUAAUUUAUAUCUUUACUCAAAGUGGCUAUCAUUUUAAAUAUCAUUAAUUAACCUAAGAAUUUUAAAACUGUACUGUGAUUUUCAGAACCUGUUACCUUUUGGUGCCGGAUCUGCGUUAUUCAAAUCCUUGCUACAUGUUUUAAAGUAGAAAAUUAAAAAAAGGAAAAAAAAAAAAAAGUUAAAAAAAAAAGAAGAAAAAAGAUGGUAUUUUUGCUUACAUGGAAGAAGAAAACCUGUAACAUAAGAUGAGUAAAACAUUAAAAUUUUACACUUGCUGUAAAAGGGUUUAUUAAAAAAAGCUCUUUGUUCAAUUUCAAUAAAGCUAAAUGUGGUACUAACA